Molecule: messenger RNA, 2250 nt
Organism: Prorocentrum cordatum
Lineage: Eukaryota; Dinophyceae; Prorocentrales; Prorocentraceae
Source: the annotation of a GenBank genome assembly
AUGCUUCCCGUGGGUCCCCUGCACAAGUUCCUCGCCGUACCGAUCAGUUGGGCGUGCAUACAUGUUUGGGGACAAUUGUUUGAUUACGUUCGGGAAAAAGUAUGUGUCUUAGACGAUGGCGAAAAGGAUUUCUUCGAGGAGCUGUGGGAUGACAUGGCCGAGGAAACGGAGGACGACGUGAUUGGCCUCACAGCCUCGUUCUUGACAGCGCAAACUCUCAGAUACUCGAUCACAGGCAACAUGCCCAAUGCAGAGGGUGAUGAAGCACCCGCGCUGGUCGAAGGAUACUCCAACUGGAAUGUGUCCUGUCUCAUUGGCUGGGGAUUCGCCAUGGUCAUUAUAGAGGGAGUGCGGCUGGCCUUGAUUAAGAAAACGUUCAAGCGAUUCACGCCCCAGUUGCAGAAUGUCAUGGCCAUGAACAUGGCCUGGAGUCUAUUCUUCGGAUUCGGUUGGUUCAUGGGGGUCAACUUUCCGAGUCUGCAAGGGAUGUUGAAGCACGUCGUUGUGGCUUUAGGUCUCACGUUUUCGUCCAUGCUGAUGAUUUUUGUGUUGGAUUCGGUUGAGAUUGCCCUCAAGGCAUCUCACAAGAAGCAAGUGUCGAAGACCGCCGACACCAGUGACAACAAGCGCGCAAAGAACAUUGCCAGCUUCAUCGAGAGCAUUGUGGUGGCACUGGCAAUACUCAUCGGCUUCUCCUGGGAGAAGGCGUUCGACGUCGCGGUGGAGGGAGUCGCGAAAGCCUCCGAGCAGCGCGUGCCGGAGCACGCCACGAAGCUGCUGAUGGGUGUCGUGCUGGCGGGCGUGGUGGUGCCCGCCUGGCGCCUGCACAUUCUCCCGCACAUCGAAAAGAUGAAUGAAGAGCUGGAGGAGGAGGAGGAGGAGGAGGAGGAGGAGGCCGAGGAGGAGGAGAAGCAGGAGAAGGAGGAGGCCGAGAAGCCAGGCCGGGAGGGCGCGGCCGAGAGGCGGCGGAGCUCCCGCGAGGCGCGCGGCCCGCCCGCGCUCGAGCAGGCGGCUGGGGCUGCUCGGCCCCGCGGCGGCGACGAGCUGCGGAGGCCGCUGCUCGGCGGCGGGGGGCGGAGCCCCGGGCGCGACGCCGCCGGCCACGAGGCGAGGAUGGCGGAGCUGGCGGGGCUCAAGGCGGAGGUCGACGGCAAGCUGGACGCCGUCAUCGCGCAGCUCGGGGUGCUCGACCGACGCUCCGCCGAGCUCGUGGCGGGCCGAAGGCGCAUCGGCGAGAAAAACUUCACAUUUGCCCCGGACCUGGCGGCCCCGAUGGCGGAGCAGUUUGAGCGGAGCAUCUCAUUACAAGAGUGCGAGUUCCCGGCGUCCGGUUCUCAGCAGAAUUCUGAGUUGCAGUUGUCCGAGGACGUUUGCGCGCUUCUGGCGAUCAUGGCGCGAGACGAGGGAAUCCCGACCGCGGGGUGGGUGGAGGACUCCCACGGCGGUGCCGUUGCAGUGCUUACUGAGGCAGAGAACAUCAAUAUGGCAAGGUCUGCUGGGGGCAGGCUUCCUAUGCCGAGCGCCGUCCCGCUGCCCCGCGGGGCCCCUGGCCGCCAUGCGGCGAAGGGGCCGAAGAACGAGAUGGGAAAGGAAAUGGGCGGGGCGAAGGGUCUGGCCGCGGAUGAGGAGCGCCGCGUCGGCGCCAUGAUGGUCGCCGCAGGGCCGGGGCUUGCGAAGGUGACAAUUGUCGCGGAGCCGCUUCGGUGCCCGACCGGCGCCCUGUUUGCCGAGCUGUCGCAGCAGCUUCCCAGGCUCGGGGAGGCCCGCGCGGCCGCCGCCGGGCGGGCGCAGCCUCAGCUGACCUCAAAGUGGUGGGCGCUGCAGCUGGAAGGGCGCGCCCCCGCGCCGGUGUGCCUCCAGGCGUACGGCAGGCAGUACGCCGCGCUGCUGGCCCGCCACUGCGGCGAGCACCAGAGGGAGCACCAGCGCUGCAUCAAGUCCAAGAAGUUGGACCCGCUGAACAUGUCGGCCUGGUACCCGGCGUGCGGGGAGCCGUUCGAGCUCCAGGGCGCCUGCGCGGGGGGGCUUCUCGCCGAGCUGGACCGCAGGUGCAAAUCGCCGCUGGACAAGGCCGCGCAGGCCCUGCAGGCUGCCGGCGGCAACGCGGGCGAUCCCAGCGUCAAAGUGCCCCUCGAGGCGAUCGGGCGGUGCAUCGAGCAGGUGGGCGCCGCCAAGGACGUGUCCGUCAAGUACGACCCCGCGGCCGCCCGCCAGCGCUUCACGGCCACCAGCCGCCUCAUGCUGCGCUGA